UAUUGGCUCCCGCGUCCAGUCAGCGUCACACAGGCCGCGCUUUACUGCACCGGGACAGCCACUGAAGCGGCAUGUAGUGAACGCUUGACUCAUGGCUCUUGUCAGCCAGAGAGCCCCCGGGACACGGUGACGGAAUUCCACCCGUUCACAUAGGAACGCUGUCACCUCCCGCUCACCCGGUUACCCCCGUGCUCGACCAAUCACAAGCCGAGCCCCGCCCAUUCCCCUGCCAUAGAGUCCAGCGCUAGGAAACAACAAACAUGGCGGAGCCAGUGAGCGCCGGCGCCUCUAGGCCUCCCCUCAGGACUCGGGUGAAGGUCUGGCUGUGCCGAUAUCGCGCGUACGUGUGGCUGCUGGUCCUUGUCACGGGGCUGCUCCUUCUCUAUCACUUCAGAGCGGCGCUCCGCCUCUACGAGGCUGUAGUGACCGUGACUGGUUUCAUCAACACGUUGACCCCAAAAUUCUAUGUUGCUCUUACCGGAACCUCAUCACUCAUAUCUGGGUUAAUAUUGAUUUUUGAAUGGUGUUACUUCCGGAAAUACGGCACAUCUUUCAUCGAGCAAGUGUCUGUAAACCACUUGCGUCCUCUGAUGGGCGGGAUUGAUGCUGGAGCCUCCGCAGAGGGUUUCUUCCCUACCUCUGGAGACAAUGAGACUAGCAGGCAAACUCUGUCAGAGUGCAAAGUGUGGAGGAAUCCCCUUAACCUUUUCAGAGGUGCCGAGUACAACAGGUAUACCUGGGUGACCGGCAAGGAGCCACUCACAUAUUAUGACAUGAAUCUGUCUGCACAGGACCACCAGACGUUUUUUACUUGUGACACUGACUCCUUACGUCCGUCAGAUGCCGUUAUGCAGAAAGCAUGGCGUGAAAGAAUCCCUCAGUCCAGAGUAAAAGCUGCAUACCAAGCUCUAGACGUAGCUAAUGAUUGUGCCACAGCAUACAUUUUGUUGGCUGAGGAAGAAGCCACAACAAUUUCCGAUGCCGAGAAGUUGUUCCAACAGGCGUUGAAAGCUGCUGAAUCAGCAUACAAGAAGUCUCAGCAAACGCAGCACCUGGGCGCCCAGCAUGAAGCACAGUACAAAAGGGAUAUGAACGUGUUGGUUUACACAAAGAGAAGACUGGCCAUGUGUGCAAGGAAAUUAGGACGGAUUCGAGAAGCUGUAAAAAUAAUGAGAGAUCUAAUGAAAGAGUUUCCUCUGCUCAGCAUGGUAAAUAUCCAUGAAAACCUGCUGGAGGCUUUGCUGGAAUUGCAGGCGUAUGCAGAUGUUCAGGCAGUGCUCGCUAAAUACGACGAUAUUAGUCUUCCAAAGUCUGCUACAAUAUGUUACACGGCAGCAUUACUAAAAGCCAGAGCUGUGUCUGACAGAUUCUCACCUGAAACAGCCUCUAGAAGAGGACUGAGCACAGCAGAAAUGAAUGCUGUGGAGGCCAUUCAUCGAGCUGUAGAAUUUAACCCUCAUGUACCGAAGCUUCUGUAAUUUGGAAUAGAGAGCACGGGUGCUGUCAUCCACAACCAUCACAUCGGCCCCUCUCUUCUUUCUGUUUGCACAUGAUCGGUGUCCUUCAGCUUGUAAAGGGAACAAUUCUUGUAGAAGAUCUACAUUAGGUCAUUGAAAUGACGCAACUUAGGAAGUAAAAAAAAAAAUCAAACCACUUUUUUGUGUAAGGCUACCUGCCCGUUUGUUGGCUUUCUUUCACUCAAGAAACAAGCACCUAUAUACGGUAUGUCACAUAGGGGAUGUGACUGACAUGCUGCACAUUAGUACAGCCUAUCAGCAGAGCUUCCAGAGCAUAUUGAUGCGUGACGUUCCCCCAUCCUGUUAACUGCCUGUAAUGUGGAGGAGUUAGCAGUGCAAGCACCAAGUCUCUGCAUAGCACCUGGGCCGAUCUACCACCCAUAUGAUAUAGCCCUCCAUUACACUAUGGGUGUCUUCAUUCAUCUUUUGCUUGGCAUGUGGAAUAUGGGUACUUCAGGCAGCGGAAUCUAGUUCCGUAGUCAAGAACACCAGCAUACACAUUGUAUUUCCCUCAUCGAGUACAUCAAACAGUGCUGCCCCUUACAUGCCUGCUAAAAAUAACGUCUCACAUUUCAAGAGCUCAAUGACAAAGGGUUUCACGUCUGUCUCCCUGGCCCAAACAUUUAUCACUGCCCAGACUUGUUAGGAAAUGUAUAUUUUUGGAAUAAAUCUGGACAAAGACACGGGGACCGGAGCAAUUUGUUACACUGCUUCUGCGUCUCAAUAGACUUGCGGCCAUGGCACAUAUAGAGUUAAUGCCGAAAAUGCUGGGGUGCUUUUAGAAAUUGAGACGUUGAUUUCUAUUUUGAGAAAUGUGGCGCAAUCACAAAGCUAAAUGACUCCAAAUUUACUAUGUAUAUAUAAUAACCAUAAUAUUAUAAAUGGACAAGUCUGGGUUACUGAAGGUUUUCAUAAAUCAUAAAUCGGGCAUGUCGGUGUUAUUGAUGAUGUAAGGAACAUUUAAGUAAUGACCGUGUUUUACAUUCUGAAAAAUCUGGAAAUAGUUAGGGCGUGCUAUUUAUUUGUGGUGGUUCUUCAUCGAAGUUCAUUUUCACAGAAUAGGGUUGAUAUGGCAGAGAGAAAUUAAUCCUUGCCAAGGUAAGGGUUCUGCCAAGCUCUGCUCUGCCCCAGAUAAAGCGACUCUCCUCUGAGGACUGGACAGGCUUUCUUGGCCCCACAUGGGGAAUAUAAAAUAUAAGUGCAAUUAAGAAAACACUCACCUCUCCUCUGUUCCACUGAGACACUGGUAGGUGGCAUCACCAAUGGGGUCGUUGAAGUGAAGGUGACAUUAGUCUCCAUGACUACCUCUGGAAUUGGGGUUGUCAAAACUGAAUGAGCCUUGACAACAUAUAGAAUGAAUGUAUCACACCAGUCAGUUUAAAUGAGCGUUCUGACUGAGACAGACUGGUUAAUGGGAAGUGUUGCCUGAAAUUACAGUGGCAGCAUAUCCUUAGCAACCAGAAUGUCAGACAUAACCCGAAAAGGGGUUGUCUAAGAAUUUUCAAGUGAUGGCCUAUCCUCAGACUGAUCGUGGGGCUCCAACACCCGCACCUUUGUUAAUUAGCUGUUAUGCAGUAGCUAGGGAGCUGGUUACUAUACUGCUGCUCCCAUUGAAGUAAAUUGUAUCAGCGCUGUAGUAACUAGCUCUGUCCACUACAGGAUGGACAGAACUGUUUAAUUUCGACUCUGAUUUCCACCCAAAGCUUGGUCAGUGUUAAAGACGCAGAGCGAUGCUCUACUUUGGUCCAUGAUGCGGACCAAAAACGCCCAUCGAAGUCUAUGAGUCCAUGAAAAACCACUGAGACAACACAGAUAACAUCAGUGUUGUGUCAGUGUUACACAGACCAUUGUUAGGUCAUGCUCUGGAAAUUUAAUUUGCAGCUGAGCAGUGUCCAUGAAAUACGGAUUACACACAGAGGGCAAAAAAAAAUUAACCAAACGCAUAUUCUUAACGAACAUCUUCACAGAUGAAACAUGGACGGUAUUACCAACCAGCAGGUGUGAACCCACUGUGCCACGUGCCCAUCCUCUUCUAAGCACGUGGUCUAAGUGAACCUUUUUUUCUUAACAGUACCCCUAAUGGUAGAAAUAGGCUUUCCCGAGGGGAACACCAUGUCACUACCUCUUGAGGUGGAUUUUCUGGUCUAGGGGGUGCCAGAGCAAGGUACCAGAGGUUCAGUCAUAGUCAACAGGCCGAGUUGUAACCAGGAGCAACAUUGCAAGACUGAACGUUGAGGCAGAGACGAAGUUGAACAAGCAAUGGGUCAGGGCAGGCAGCUCAGGUGCUGGUCAGGCAAUCCGGGUUUAGCAACAGAAGAGACGAAAAAGGACAGAUAAGGAUCAAACAGGAACCGAAGUCUAGAAUCCAAGCAUGGGUCAGGAAUGCAGGAACACAGGCACAAACAACAGCAACCUUUGCAGAACACAGGGACUUUUGAUGCUCAGGCACCUGGGAAGAGGGCUGGACCACUUAUAUAGGUACAGGAUAGCUGGGAUUGGUCACACAGGUCACGUGUAAAGCCCUUAAAUCACAGGAAGUGAUGCAUGCUGGCCCUUCACGAGGUGCUACAGGGAACAGGCUGGAAGGCAUGCUGUCCAGGGCUAGAAGGAAAGAGGCCACAAUGCUCAAGUCAGCCUCUUCCUUUGCCUGUGACAUCACAUCCGGUCAUUCACGUGAAUGGCAUUGGGCUGCAGUACCAAGCAUGGCCGUUAUCCAAUGUAUAGGGUUGUGUUUGGUAUACUAUAAAGAGACUGUAGUUCUUGUCAGGGUGCUGUGGCAUCUUCAAACACAUCAUUGGCAGGGAUAUCAGAAAUCAGACAAAAACAUGAUGAUAGGUCAUCAAUAACUAAUUCCCAGGGAUCCCCUUUAUGUUUCUGAAUAAAAAAAAAAACAUGCAUGUUGUCAUUAUCAAUGGAGAACAAGAAUUCGAAGAUACACUUAUAACUUUUAUGUUAUUUUUCUCCAUCAUUCAGUAUAAUGUGAAUGAUGAUUUUCACUUCUUUCUCCCUGUCAAUUUUAAUAAACUUAAAAAAAAUUCAGUCAGAUAGAUAAUUGCUGGACAAAAUUGUUACUCACUUGCAUGAAUGAUCAAGAGAGGCAAUUUUGUAGCAGACACUUUGUCUUCUCUUUGCUCAUUGCAUUGGCAUUCAGAGAAAGAUAAAAGUGGCUAAUCUUUUAUAUGUUAAGAAAUAUUCUGUUUAAUUACCACAUUUUGUACACCCUUCUGAAAUUUGAGUUCUGAAGUGUUCCUGACAGUUAUGAAUAUGAGCGAUGUUCACAUGAAAG
Messenger RNA from Bufo gargarizans (Asiatic toad), 4803 nucleotides. It is a transcript of the gene ST7L, whose product is annotated as suppression of tumorigenicity 7 like. Lineage: Eukaryota; Metazoa; Chordata; Amphibia; Anura; Bufonidae. The record is from RefSeq and is a predicted model, not a curated record. The transcript is spliced from 12 exons. Bases 261 to 1478 code for a protein of 405 amino acids.